GUCGAUCAAGAAUAACCCAAAGUUUGGAGUCCACAUAGUGGAAGGCUGUUCCGGAGGUGGCGACUACGUAGAUGUCGGAAUGCUCGUCCAGGAAAGGAUAAAUGGCGAGCCUGAAAACGAAGAGGAAGAUGACGCCAUUCGGGAGCGGCACAAAUUCUUAGCGGAUGAGGGUGUCCCAAAAGCAGGCCGGUUGCUGUUUUUGGUCCUAUUGAAUCAAGCGGCGACGUUGCUAGGCGAUGCACGAACGAUAAGGGAGUUGGCGCUGGAUCUGUGUGCUAGCGAUUGUGGGCCAGACCGACAACACUUUACGUCGCAAGGAGCAGACAUAGUUCGAAAUCGAAAUAGUGGGGCAAUCGAAGACUCGGCUACUCCAACGACUACCGCUGCUCCUCGGCUGGUUGCUUCCCGAGCAGUGAGACCUGGGCCACCUGGAGCGUCUACUUCUCCAUCUGGUAAGAGAAAAGCACAGGAGCAAGAAGAUGAAGAUGAUUGGCUGCUAAGUGCCAGCUCGGAUGACGACGACAGUGACUGUGACAAUGAUGAGGAUGACGAUCUAGUAGAUGAAGACUCCACGACCACAUGUAGGCGAGAAAGACGGACCUCCAUGAUCUAUGGACCUACAACAAUGGUUUGCAGUUCCAUCACUCGGCCUGCUUCACUAACAGGUGGAACUGGCUCAGCAUAUACGACUAGCACCAAUAGCUGCAAGGUAACACGAAAAGAGCGCAUGCGAAUUCUGAGGCACUAUGACCAGCUGAUUUGGAAAGAGAGUCGUCGCGUGCGGCGUCUUUUCGGGCACACUGCACUGUGGAAAGCUUGGCAAAGCAUGACGGCUCCAGGACUUCUGGUUUACCAUCUUCUUAGUGCUGAGGAGAAGGAGAGGUGUAGAACUAGAAGUGCCUCGUCCAGUUCGUCACCCUCUCCAUCUUCCUUUUUUCCUCCUCCUUCGUUCGAACGAAACGCUGUGAUCAAAAGCACGAAGAGCUUCAUCACACGACUGAGUCAAAGCUGGUCGCUUUUUGCAGGAGGUAGACUCGCGUUCGAGCUCUCCCUUGUAAACACGAUACGACUAGCACAACGAAAGAAAACAGGGGGCGCACUUGCGAGGCCGGCCUUAGGCAACGAGCAAGAUGCCAUUGUGCGUGAUCGCUUACUUGCCGUAACGCAUACCUCGACUCCUGGUGCUUCGAUGAAAGCAACAGCUAUAAUCGGUGGAAAAGGAGGAGGAAGACACCAAGUUGGUGUAGGUGAUCAACCGCGCAUGGAAAUCGAGCGAUUAGCAUUGUUUCUGUUCGAAGAACUGGGAAAUAUAGAUCACUUUGCACAGAUCGAGAAUCUAGUGAGAGAGAGACGGCGCCUAAAAAACGAUGUGGACGAGGGAAGAUCUACACGCAGAGCCGCGUCUGCAUAUCUAGAAGAAGAGGGAGCAAAGAUGGAUGUGCCUUUGUUGCC
Amoebophrya sp. A25 is the source of this 1452-nucleotide messenger RNA. NCBI's taxonomy places the organism in Eukaryota, Dinophyceae, Syndiniales, Amoebophryaceae. The record is from the annotation of a GenBank genome assembly.